This is a messenger RNA of Branchiostoma floridae (Florida lancelet), 5798 nucleotides long. Its product is annotated as protein NDNF-like. The coding region runs from base 1107 to 2801 and encodes 564 amino acids. NCBI's taxonomy places the organism in Eukaryota, Metazoa, Chordata, Leptocardii, Amphioxiformes, Branchiostomatidae. The record is from RefSeq and is a predicted model, not a curated record. Gene Ontology annotation, molecular function: protein binding. The transcript has 4 exons.
ACGAAGGUUACUGACGAAAGACAGCAGAUGCUGUCUGAGUGUCUGAAUCGUCUGACCGUUUCUAUUCAAUUGCUUUAGUAACUUCUAUCUGGCGAAACAAUGUUACAGGGGUAACUUUACCGAGCUGGAGAAACUUGUCUAGAACUACCUUGUGACACCUAGGUCUCUUUAUCCACGUUAACGUCGCUCAACGUACGUACUACGUUUUUCGGCUACAUUGAUCUGACAUCGCCAAAGACAUGAAAAUAUACACAUUUCGGUACUCCCAACGUGUUGUUGUGUUUCAUGUCAGUUCGCUUGACUCGUUCUGUCGCUAGCGAGUGUUACACAGGAAAUAAACAAGUGCCACAUAGGACGGGUCGUUACGUUCAUAAACUUGGAUAUCUCUGUAAGAUCUGGGCUAAGUGGUUGUUAUCAGGAACUCCUAAUUCUUUUAAUAGAGCCGCUUGGGUGACAGUUACGGCCGACUUCUGCUUGUCUGGUACCCUGGUGACUGUUUCCCACGCAUCGCAGCUGUCCGGAGCCUACAGUAAGCACUAUGGUCCAUAAAUAAACAUCCAUCCAAGGGAAAGAGCACUGUCUGUCUGUUUAGUAAAGCAUUAUUCGUUGAUUGACAAGAAAUGUAUGUCCUCUGUGUGGGGGGCAUACCGACUUUUGUCCCGCAGUAAGCAAGGAGGAUGGGAUGUAGGGGAACAUAAUCCGAAGGUGUAAGCCCAAAGAUGCGUCGGUGUAAAAACGCGCAGUUGGAAGACUUCAUCCCUGAGUCCAGGUGGCAAACGUCGCGGCUCAGAUAGGUGGAGUGAAGGCAGCUGCCGAAGGUCUGCCGCUGGAGGGCUGACGGAAUACUUCCAGACAGACCUUCUGCCCAAUGCCUGGUACAAGGUGCUUAUUCUGUCAGAACUCUUCAGUUAGUGGGUGGCAACUUGGACGCGUGAAAGCCGAGCCCGUGAAACGACCUUGGCGUUCGUUUGCUGUUGCUUCAUGUUUGUGUCCUCAUUCGAACUGACCCUGAGACUUUGACGUCCACCGAACACAUAUCCUGAGACGUUUAGCAGAUCAUCCUCUUUGAGUACUUGGUGGAAACUUUAACCGGGUCGACUGCAGACAUGAGGUGUGAGUUGAUGAUGGUGUGGCUGGGAGUGGCGCUGACAUGGUCCCAGCGCCUCCCGACACGCGACGAACAGCUCUUCCGACUCCAGGCGAAAAAUGCCGGGACCAACCAGUGGAACACGAAGGUGCUUCCCGACGGCAUGGAGGUUCGGAACUUCCUCUUCGAAGAUGUAACAAAAACGUACUACUUCUUUGUAGAGGACGAGGGUUCCCCUGUGCUGAUCGUGGUUGAGCCCUGUGACACAGAGAUCGAGUGGAAGGUUACUCUACAUGAAGUUACAGAGACCGUCAGUCCUGACGGGUCGGGUCACACUGAACAAAUGGAGGACCCAGGACGGAGGGGACCCAGCCGAACAGGUUCUGUAGUGGGGCGCUUCUCCGGUCAUGAAGUCAUGUCCUACUUGAACCCCGCCUCCCAGCGGGCCAUGUACAGAGUGCAGGUGACGUCGCGUGGCGCAGACACACUGUUCGGCAUGUACGCUACCACGACACCAGACUCCGACAAGCCCUACCCGGAGGUACCCGGCGAUCCCAAGGUGAACACUUCAGAUGUUGGCAAAUCGGAGGCGACUUUAUCUUGGAAGCCAAGUCCGACAGAGACGAAGUUUCACCUACCGGUUAAGUACUGCAUUGCAGUCAGCAGAGCGCGUAACCUGAAAACCCUGUGCGCGGUCGACUCACGGCGGAGCGGAGGGGACGACAUGCCCAUGCCGUCACCACCUUUCAAAUUCGGAUUUGACUUCGAUUUUAAAAGUUUCGGAUUCAAGCGGCGAGGGAAGAAAGGCCGUAAACGCGACAAAAUAGUUUUUCCCGACGACAAGGCCAUGGCGCCACUAGAGAACGUCAUUUUUGAGUGUGUUGGUGACAAGAAAGCUUACACUUUGGGUGGUUUACAGCCCGGCACACAAUAUUACUACGACGUUUUCGUUGUGAACACUCUGACCAAUCGUAGCUCGGCUUACACCGGGGGAAUGCUGGAAACCAAGCAGCACAAGAGGAGAACCCGUUUAAAAGACGGUAAGGUGACAGCAGCCAGCGUCAAACGGUCCAAGGGCCAGGCCUACACAAUCAAGGUUGAGGACACACAGUUGCCCCUUCAGCUAACUGUCCAAUCGUGCACGGGAGAAGUCAGUGUGAAGAUUUCGCGUGAAGGCGACGUCGUGGCUAAGGAGCCGCAUGUCAGCUCCUUGUGGAACCUUGUCCUGACUAACUUGACGGAAGGAGAGUACCAGGUGGCCGUCAGUAGUAAGCGCAAGCGGUCCUCCGCCUUCAAGAUCUUCUCCACAACGAACCCCGCAAAAUAUCCCUACGCCCAAAUGCCAAGCGACACGAAAAUCAAGCAGUUUGAAAAGCUUACGACGUGUGACUCGGCAACAAUCGCGUGGUUGGUCAACGACGAGAGGUCAAAAUACUGUCUGUACAAAGCCGUUGUUAGCAAAAAGGUAUUCCGACGGAAAUCUACUAAGGAGAACUCGUGCGAAAGUCCACGAACGCGAAAGAAGGACGAAAAGGUGAUAUGUAGACAUCAUCGGCCCGGCUCGGUGGAUAGAUCGGUCAUGAUCGAGAGAAUAUCCGGGCUGAAGCCUGGAACGAGGUACAAGUUUGACGUUUACGUGCAGAAACACAGAGGGGAGACUGGACAGGCACUCAAAUACAGAAGCGUCUUCGUUAAGACCAAGCGACGCUGCUGAAUCACGCGUAGCUUUAUCAUUUAUGAACGUUUGGAAGUUUGAACGUUUGGAAGCUUUUGUAAGUUUGUGUGCAGAUAGCUCAGGUCUCAGUGGAAUGUUCUAAACAUCAAAGAAUACGAUGGGAAUAAACCAUAAUAUUGAGGUAGAAAAGGAUGUAAAUUUUGAUGUGUGGCAGAAGACUGAAAAGGGCUAUAUUUCUUUACUGUUAUAUGGUAACGUAUGCCCUAUAUAUUUCUGUAUAACAAGAAAGUCGCACUCCGACUGGCUCAGAAGAAGAUUGGUAUUGUUCAAUCUGUCAGCAUCGGCAAUGAUUGACAAUUUUUUUCAGCUGCAUUUUUGGUUCAGAUUUUGACAACCAGGACGAUGAUAAUUGACACAGUGAUCUCGACCCAUCCAAUAAACUCAAUGAACAGAUGAGAUGAGCUUAUCGUCCACUGGUCGUGACAGAGAAAACAGAGGCAGUGUACAAUAUUUACAGGUUCGUUGUAACGGGCAAAUUCCUCUAGCUCACUUCUACAAGUACAAAAAAAACUAUGAUGGACAAUGGACCACGACUUGGUCCAACUCGACUACUUGGUCUUAAGGUAGUGUCACUAACCACUGGACUACGCACGCUACCCCGGCGUAGAACAUGCAUUCAGAAAGUACUGAGAACACUGGAAAGCAAUGGCCCUGAAACCUGAAUGCAUCUGCCGGACAGAUGUUGACUAUUGAGCCGGACACGGCCUGUAUACCUUAUACGGGUAUCAUACGGUCCUGGCCCUGCCAUGUGCCUUACACAUGUACUACAAUGUUCUAUGGUAACAAUUGGGUCUAUCAGGCUGCCUGGGUAGGUAAAAAUAGUAAAAUUGUAUCACAAUUUAAUAAGAUAUUCUUUAUUCGCUAUCACAUGUUGAUACGUUUCGAUUACGGUCUGUCACUACCACCGUCCCCAAGGCAAUAAUGACUGAAGUUACUUUGAACUGCAGCUAGGUGUCCCUCUGCAGUGUAACAAAUGUGGUCCCAAGCAAAAUUACUCACGAAAGUAAAAUUGUAAAUGUUAUUCCACCGGCCCAUGGAGUCUAGUAGAAACAACUGGCAUUGCACCUUAGUGACUUGAAAGGUGGAAUUUUGCGGAAAAUUUCGUCAACAGACGACUUGUACCAUAUCGUACAUAUGUGGACAACUUUAGUUGAGGUACAUAACUUAUGUUUGUAUAUACAAUGUCGUUAUAUUGUGCACAUAUGCAGUUAAGGUAUUGUAAAGGGCAGUACCAGGCACUCGCAAGCCACCACCCCAAAAUGCUGGAUACCAGGCUAAUUAGGCACUUGUUUCAGCAAGUAAACCAGACGUGGCCUCCUCCAAAUUUAGGUCUCCUUCAAAGUUGGAGUUUAACUACAUUAUCUUGUUGCCUGGGUGCCAUUUUAAUUAGCUAACGGCCUAUUCGCAGUUAAAAUCAACCUAAAGAUAAAUGGACACCGUAACCUAACACAUUGAGGGUUUUACCCCAAAGCCCACUCCCACCCCCCAGUAUCCGACAUUCCAUCGGACAAAUAUGCGGCUUCAGAGCCCGGUCGGGCUACACCCUCUACUGGCACCGGUACAAAUAUGACUGUAGCGUUACUGGGGCUCCAGUAGUCCACAUAACCUCCUUACCCUAACCUACUAGGGGAGAGUAACUAACUAGGAUGGCACCCAGGCUACCUUGUGUUUGUUUUUUAUGGUGCCUUUGUAUGGAUGAUUUCCAUUUCUUUUUGUGUGAUAUUCAUCAAGAUUUCAACGGAUGUACAAUGAAUUUGGUACGAACUUGGUAGGAACAAAUGCGAAUAGAAUUAUGCAUUUUUAAUGGCAUUUGGUGGCUUUUCAUUGUGAAGGACACAGCCUAGAUAUUAAUUGAUCUGCAGAUUUCUACUGUCAGAACUUCAGGUUAUGGCUUUAGAAACCCCUCCCCCCUCCAAGAAUAUCUUCAAUGCAUUGGGGACAAUUACAAAUUGUGUUCAUACACAAAAAUCAUCCCAGUUUUUGAAUUACUCAUACUUACUUCUAUGCUGAAAGAAAAAAGUCGAAAUCAUUUUACGGCAAUAGCACCAGUACUAUUGUAGGAAGUAUGCAACCUUGUCUGCAUAAUGCAUGCAAUACUAGUAAUAUACUGGGGGACUUUGGAGAAAAAAAUACUGUAAAUGCCUUUAAGUUUGCAGUGAAUCAAUAUUGCUGUAGGGAGAAAAUGGUGUGUUUGUAGUAGUUCAUGUUUGUGGUUACAUGUUGUACAACAAACAUCAGUUUUAAGUUAAUGUGAAGUGGUCAUGGAAUAAACCCAUUGCAAAUAUCCAAGGAAUUACACUAUAGUAUGGAACUUAAAACCACCGCGAAAAUUUUUCCAUGGCAGUAAGAGUGCAUGGUGCUACCGAGAACUUCAAACCACCGCGAAAAGUUUUUUUUCCCACUACCAUAAAAUUAAAUCCCGGCAAACUUAAAUACAUUUACAGUACUACAUGAAUAACAAACUUCUUUGUACAUAACCAGGUGUUAUAGUCAAUGAACGUUUUAGUGACCAUCUGUUACCUUCCUCAAAGCAAUUCUGACUGGUUCACAUUAUACUGCAGCCUAGGUGUCACUGCAUACAGAACCAGUUUGAAUUGCACUGAGGAAGGAGACAGACGGUCACUAAUACAUCAGUGGAAUAAAACAGUUGGUUCUGUACAAAGGAGAUUGUUAUUCAGUGACUUAAUACAUGUAAUCUGAUGAAACUUGUCACAGACUUCUACUUACCAUUUUAACAACCACAGUUAAGCAUAACAUAAGUUUUUUUUAUUCAGUUGAAGUACUAUAACAGUACACAGACAAUGUAGUCAGUAGAUUAGGUUCAUUUCCUGGCACUGCUUGAUGCACCUGUAAUCUACAGAAGUCUACAAGAAAAAAAAAGACCUCUAAAGAUGUAGAAACACAACACUUCAAAUAAGGGUAUUAUUACAGUUGGACAUAAGGCCACAACAAUUUAAUCAGUUGGUUCUCGGAUUU